Caenorhabditis remanei is the source of this 2088-nucleotide messenger RNA. RefSeq lists its product as uncharacterized. NCBI's taxonomy places the organism in Eukaryota, Metazoa, Nematoda, Chromadorea, Rhabditida, Rhabditidae. The coding region runs from base 1 to 2088 and encodes 695 amino acids. The transcript has 11 exons. The record is from RefSeq and is a predicted model, not a curated record.
AUGUCAUCUGCACGGAAGAAGUAUAACGAGACGAAAUGGCAAAACUUCAGUAUUGAAGAAAUGAGAAUCAUCGAGCGUGAACAAUGGAAUUGGCAUUACUGGAGAGCAAUUCUUCCAAACGGUCGAGAGAUUCGUUUUAAUGUUUCUUACUUUGAGAAAGAGUACUUGAAAUUGGAAAAGUUGAAUGUGUUUAUAAUUGAUGAUGACGACUUAUCAUUCAUUGAAAGUAUCAUGAAAAAUGAAGAUGCAGCGGUACACAUGAUGGAUCUCGAGCAGUUAACGAUAGGCCGAAAAAAGCAUUUCUAUGUUCGUGCAAUCUAUACGGGAAAUCCGAAUGAAGACGGCGCUUAUUCGAUGAUUUAUUCGAGGAACGUGUUCACUGAGGAAAUACUGCAAAUAAUUCCGUUACUUAUGAAACAGCAAAACACUCCGUUAGCUGAUUCUGACAGAAGACUCGAAAAUUAUAAAAAUAAGUGGAAAUCAAGUGGUGAGCAUCUUUUCACUGCAAUUGAGUUGAAUGAAUUUGAGGAAGUUCUGAAGGACUUUGACAUUGACAAGUCACAAAUUACGGUGGAAAUUAUUGAACGCAACGGUCGCUUCGGCACAACACUGACUCCGAAUGGUGUGGCAGUUAUGGAACCUUCACAUGCUGCCUACAUGCAUUUUAUAUCUCUUGUCUGUGGUGUCAAUUGGAAUUCAGAUGCUGUGAAAGGAAACAUGAUUUAUUUUCAACAAGUAAUGAAUAAAGUAAUAGAUCGAUACAGAGAAAUGAAGGGAACCUUUGUGUAUAUAUGGAGUGUCGUUGAACACAUUGAAACAGCAGCACGUUCUUUUUUCAUGACUCCACCAGUGGCUCUGGUGAAUGUCGACUACAGGUUUUCCGAUUUUUCACCCUACUCAUCUCCAGUUCCACUCGACACCUACCAUUCCAUUUGUCGGUCGUCCGGACUUCCGAUCUACCGAGACUUCACUUUAGAACCGAAUCAUAAAAGUGAGAAUAUUCCUGCAUGGAUGGCUCGUUUCUUCGUACAGGCUGGAUGGAUCAAUGUAUUUUUUUCUCAUCCCAAUAUGAGAGUGAACAAGAACUACAUGGCUUCAACACUGAUGAUGAGAAUAGUAGAGGACCCCGCAACUUUGACGGAUUUUCUAGUGUUUACGAAAAAUGUGUUUUUUUCUGGUGGAGAUGCCAGAAUAGCAGAUUCCGAGGUUGACUUUAUUAUUGGUAAGAUAGAGAAGGAAACAGAAAGAAACAAAUUAUUGGAAAGCGCAAAGAAGAGAGAAGAAAUUCUUCGACAGAGGAAGUUAGAUAAGAAGAAUAAAACUGCCAGUGAGCCAAGCGGUUCUAAGGUCAAGACAGUCACUCCAGAAGCAGUUGGACAGAAUAAACCGGUUCCGUCUGAACGGGAAAUUGAGCCUGAGAAGAAGAAACCGAUGCAAAGCAAGCUAAUUCAAACUAGUCCUGUCGAAUGUGACCAUUGUUUGAAAUCCUAUAAGGUACGAGAUGAGGUGAAAAAGGAACUGGAAGCAACGAAGAACAAACUAAAACAUUCAGAAGAGAGAGCAAAACAGGUCGAUAAGCUAGAAAAAGUUUUGAGUGAGAACAAGAAGAAAUUUGAAACGCUAGAAUCUGAAGCGGAGAAAAUGAAAAGUUUGGAAAAGAAAGUUUCAAGAGUAGACGAGUUAGAGAACAUUUUGGAAGAGCGACAUAAGGAAAUUGAGGAAUUAAAACACCAGAAUACGAAGUUGACAGAAGAAAACUUUGAUAUCAGACAAAUGGAGGGAAAUGCGUAUGAAGACAUGAAGUUGAUGGAAGUGGAGCUGAGGACCCUGAAGGCGGAACGAAAACAUUUGUUGGAGAGUAACAAAUUAAUCACCAAAUCGAGAGAUCAUUUGACAGAAAAGGUAAAACAACUUGAAGCUCAAAUGAAUAGUGGUAAAAAAGAAACCCAAUCGCAGCAAGAAAUGGCAGAAAGAGACAGAAUUAUUCAAGAACUCGAAGCGACAAGUAUGCGUGUAUCGAUUAAGAAUCAGGAACAAACCAAAGAGAUUCAAAAUCUGUUGGAGAAGUUGAAAAUGAGCAAGCAGUGA